AUGGCUGAAACUAAAGUUAAACUGAUUUCAAAAGAAUGGUCGGAAGAGGUCAAAAUUUUUCUGGAGACCACUAAGAACGCCGUUCCAGUAAGUAGAGAGGCCUACGCUCCUCAAAUGGUGUCUCUCGGUCCUUAUCACCAUUUCUCUCUCAAAGACGAAUCCGUGGGGCCGUUCCACCAACGCCUCACCCAUCUUUCUCAGAUGGAAGUUUACAAGCUCAGGUCGGCAAGGGAGGCAGCUGGAAACGACCCCGAGUUGAUCAAAAAAAUGUUCGAAAGAGUAAGCCAGUCCGAUAUGAUAUCAAAAUUCAAGAGGUUUUACGACUGGGAAAUAAAAGAGGAGGAUGUUCCAAGUUUUGCGUGGAUGAUGAUGGUCGACGCCCUCUUCGUCUUUUACUUUCUUAAAUCUGGACUCGCGAAUGAUCAACAUGAGUCUAGUGUGCGCAGCGGAGCCCCCGGUGAGAUUAAGCGACAGGAGUCCAGUAUGCCUAGCGGAGCCUCCAGUGAGAUUUUCCUGCCUGCAAGGGCAAGCAUAAGAUGUGACAUUGUGAAGCUGGAAAACCAGAUCCCUCUUUCUCUUCUCAAAGACUUGGAGAAGAUUCUUCAGGAGACGAAUACACUCGAAUCUAUGCUGCACUUUCAAAUGAGACAUCUAUCUUCCUUCCAAAUAACUGAUAUAAAAGAGCAAGAUUUUAAUGGAAAGCAUCUGCUGGCCUGUGUUCACAAAUAUGUCUCUUUCUUCGUCCAAGUUAGCAGUUCGGAAGAAGAGUCCCCUGAGACUUGGUGUGAGAGGGUUUCGAAUGUGAUGGAAAACCUGGUCGCCGGAGUGCUCAGUUGUUGCUACAAACAUCCAGCCAAAUCUGGUCGACGAGAUUUUCUUUUCAAAUACAGUGCAAAGGAGCUGCUCAAGGCCGGGAUUAAGUUCAAAUCGUUUGAGGGACCAGGUAAGAUCAGAUUUUGCAAGAAAUCGGACACGCUUUAUCUUCCUCAGAUAACAAUUUCAGACACCUACACUGAAGUACUGUUAAGGAAUUUGCUGGCGCUGGAGUUCAAUGAGGGGGGCCGAGAGAAACACGUGUCGAACUACGUGGAAUUGAUGGACUGUCUCAUCGACACGCCCGAAGAUGUGACGUUGCUGCGAGAAAGCCACGUCAUUGAGCGACAGAGCAUGAUGAUCACCGACGAGUACGUGGCGAAGAUGUGGGACGGUAUGUCUAAGCCUUUUUUUCUUGCAGGUUUUCUGGAGCUUCCCGGCGGCCUGAAAGCUCAAAUCAGAGAAGUGUUAUUCAAAAACUACUAUAAAAGCAAGAUUAAGACUCAGUUGUCGGAACUUUAUUUCGAGUAUCUGUCAAGUCCAUGGAAGGUGGUGGCUUUGUUGGUUGGAUUUUUUGUGCUGCUGUUGACACUGCUGCAAACAUACUGCUCUGUGCAUAAUUGUGAGAUAGGGCAUCGUUCAAAGGGCAAUGCUCCCAAGCGUUUCAGGCCCUUUGGCUAG
Messenger RNA from Cryptomeria japonica (Japanese cedar), 1494 nucleotides. RefSeq lists its product as uncharacterized. The record is from RefSeq and is a predicted model, not a curated record. The transcript is spliced from 2 exons. Lineage: Eukaryota; Viridiplantae; Streptophyta; Pinopsida; Cupressales; Cupressaceae. The coding region runs from base 1 to 1494 and encodes 497 amino acids.